Molecule: messenger RNA, 3938 nt
Organism: Cyphomyrmex costatus
Lineage: Eukaryota; Metazoa; Arthropoda; Insecta; Hymenoptera; Formicidae
Gene: Haspin
Product: haspin
Exons: 11
Coding region: 1-3933 (1310 amino acids)
Biological process (GO): mitotic cell cycle; intracellular signal transduction; protein phosphorylation
Cellular component (GO): cytoplasm; nucleus
Molecular function (GO): ATP binding; histone H3T3 kinase activity
Source: RefSeq, a predicted model, not a curated record
AUGCCUGGACGGUCGCCACUUUGUUUAACCAACAACAAAGAAGGAAGAUGCCGGUCUUUCGUCACUGGAUCCUGGACGAUGCCAGACGAUGGACCCUUCGGAUGCUGCGCGGACCUCUCGGAGAUAUGUAAGUAUUCCAAAGGUGAAAUAAUGAGCAAAAAACCAAUUCGAACUUACCAGAGAAAACCUGCGAAGAGACUGAUAAAUUCAUCAACAUUAUCUGCUGUAUCAAGUGAAAAAUAUUUUGUGAAAAAUAAUCAUUUUGAUAAAAAUGAAUUGUAUAAUGAUUCUUUAAAUUAUGAUCCAUUCGAAACAACAUUUGACAGAAUUGCCAAAGAAGUAGUAAUACCUCCUAUGCCAUUGGAUAUAAAUCAAAAUGAUUCAUGGAAAGAUAGUAGCAGUGAUAAUAAUACUACCGAUGCAACAAGUUUAAAAUCUGAACAUACAGAUUCUGAUCUUUUUAUGUACAAUAAUAUAUCAAGUUCAACAAAUGUUAGCCAUAAAUUAGCUCGUAAAUGCAGGAAACCAAAACAAUGUAUAUCAGAAAGUAUGAUUUCUACAGGAAUGUUGCCUAAAAAAACAAAAAUAAUGUCAGUUAAAGAUAAAACAUACUUAGGAAAAACGCAGGGACAGAAGAGACAAGCAAACAAGUUAAACAAAAAGAAAGUGUUAAAAAAUAAAUUUAAAUCUAGUUGCGUGUGCAACGAACAAGUAUCUUGUAUAAAUUCUAAUGCUAUAGAUGAUUUGAACAACGUCUCAUAUAAGAACGAUAUUUUAUGCAAUAUCCAUGAACCUUUGCUACAAAAUGUUUUAAAGAUUGGCAAAACAAUUACAUCACAAAAUCAAUCAACUACAACUAAUGACUCUACUGCUAAUUGCAAGCAAAUAGGAAACUAUCAACAAAUUAUCAAACCAUGUUUUGUUAAAUUAAAUGCUUGUACUGUGCAGAAUUAUAUAUUGAAUCAUGAAAAAUUUCGAGAAAAUAAGCAAGAUAUAUUAUAUAAUGGAAAGUUCUUGUAUACAAAUACUUUACAAAAUAAGGGAAAUAUUUCUGAAGUACAAAAUAUUGUUUCACAAUCAAUCUCAACUGAACAUAACGAGUUUAGAGACUUUAAACAUUUGUCAAUUAAACAUUGUUCUGUAGCAUUAUGCAAUAACAUUGUUAAAAAUGUAUCGCAAAGUAAAAAAAAUAUAAAAGAUACUAUCAAUAUAAAAGAUGAACCAAACAUAUCACAUUUAGUUUUUUGUAAUUCAUCUGAAAUUAUUUCAAAUUGCAACAAAAGUAUUGAACUAACAUCAUAUGAUACAAAAAAAAAGACAGAUCUAAUUAAAGACAGUUUUGUAAAAGUGGAAAGAUUACAAAUAGAAGAAUUUGUAAAAGAUAAUAAUAUAUUUGAAAAAAAGCAAAACAUAGUUUCUAGCACUCCUCUUGGCAAACGAGUCAAAUCUCCUGGUUUAGUCAUAUUUUCUCCUAUUAAUUCUAAUAAUUACGACAAGUCACUUUGGAGUCAAGAAGGUUCAUUAGUAACUACAAAAGAAGAUAUUUCCAGUAUUAAUAGGAGAAAUUCUCCUCUGGUGUCUGAAUAUUCUAAACUCAAAUCUGCAGAUAUACAGGAAACACAAAUUUUAUUAUCUCAGAAAUCACAAACUACAGAUUCCAUUGUUAAAAAUGAAUCUUACAAAAAUAAUGUUCCUAUAACUGUUACUCAGAAAUAUGAUGUAGAACUCAGUGUUGAAACAGAAAGUCCACACUUAUUAAAUAUGUCUACUGAUCAAUCACGAUCAUUAUUUGAUGAUACAACGUAUAAUCACAAUCAUUCGGUAAAAAAUACAAAUGAAGAUACAAAUGAAAUAGAAAAGGAGUAUCCUGAUACGCGUAUAUUUGUAGAAACGGAUACACUAGAGUCAUCCAUUGAUUUAUGUUUAAAACAAAAGCAAUUAUCAAGUAGUAAUAGUCUAACUGAUACAGACUCUCAGUACAUAUCACCUUCCAAAGUAUGUUUAACAUUCAAUGAUUUAGAUAAUGUGCAAAAAAAUGAAUUUCAAAAAAAGCACACUAUAACAGGAAGAAAUAUAGCAGAAGCAAUUCAUGAAAGCCUUAAAGAUAAAACUGUUAACAUUAAGCACAGUUCAUUAAGUGAAAGUCAAGAUAACAUUAACAUUGAUGCUCGUGUGCUGCUUAUACGAUUACAAGAUCCGAUUAGAAUAGGAAGGAGGAUACAAUAUCCUAAAUGGCAUUUAAGCACGUCAAAUAUUUCCAAUAGCAUAAAUAAUGAAGCUUUACAAUCGAACAACGAAGUAUUUCACAAUGUCACAACUGACAAAGACUUUUCUAAUAUUCAAUCAACAUAUAACUCUGAACAUUCUAAGAAUUUAUCUCAUAAUUAUUUUGAAUCCUUCAAUGGCAUGACUCAACUAUACAGUGAUUUAAAUGAACAAAUGGAGAAGUCUAUUUUUUUAAAACCGGGCAAGUAUUGGGCUAGAUCUUUGUCAAUAUUAAAUAAUAUAAACAAUGAAUCGAAUUUAGACAAAUUAAGUAUUGGAAAGGGGAAAAAAUGGAGACGCAGCGUCAGAAAUAUACUGAAUAUGCAAAAACAAGGAAUUUUCCAAAGUUGUAUGAAAAAGGGUAAAGAUGAUACGAAUUUAUCUAGCGAUAAACUUAGCAUAUCAAACGCAUCAUCGUUCAACAGUAACAAAUAUAAAGAAUUCGAUUUAACGAGUUAUCCUAGAUUUUCUAAAAGGAUCUCAGUGAGAGUUGUACUUAAUAAUACAAGCACUAGAUGUGAAAUCAAAGACACUCCAUUUCUUGAGGCAUUUGGAAUAACUGCAGAAAAAUCUUCAAAUUCGAAAUUAUCAUACCGGGAGGAAUCAUUGAUACAUAAUAAUCAAUUUAUUAGUAACCAUUCCACAACUGCAAGAGACGUUGUCUUACAAAGAUGUUCACAAAACUGUUGUAUACCUUUCGCAGAUCGUUUUCCAGAUUCGUAUUUGGAAUGUUGCCAUAAAAUAGGCGAAGGUGUUUAUGGAGAAGUUUUUCUUCAUGAAUAUGAAAGUAAAAAAUCUGUUAUAAAAAUUAUUCCUAUAGAAAAUGAACGGUUAGUCAAUGGUGAGCCACAAAAAAAAUUUAAUGAAAUAUUGUCAGAAAUUGUGAUUGCAAAGGAGUUGGAUAAUUUGAAAUUAAAUGAUAUUUACAAAACUAAUGGAUUUGUAGAAGUUAAAAAUAUCAGCUGUAUUAUAGGAAAAUAUCCAGAGAAGCUCGUAAAACUUUGGAAUAUUUAUGAUAAUGAUAAAACAUCCGAUAAUGAUUGUCCGUCAAUGUUUGAUGAAAAUCAAUUGUAUAUUGCUCUUGAACUUAAUCACGGUGGAGAAGAUCUUGAAGCCUUUGUAUUUCAGACUGCAGAGGAAGCUUGUGCUCUAUUUUUACAGACUGCAUUGGUAUUAGCAGUUGCAGAAAAAGCACUUGAAUUUGAACACAGAGAUUUGCAUUGGGGUAAUGUAUUGAUAUCAAGAACAAAAGAACAAUAUAUAUAUUAUAAUCUCGAAGGAAGAGAAAUUAAGUUUCCUAGUAAAGGUGUAAAGGUAUCUAUAAUAGAUUUUACGCUAUCGAGGAUGUUAUACCAAGGAUGUUGCAUAUAUAAUGAUCUCGCAUUAGAUCCAGCUUUAUUUACUGCUCAUGGUGAAUAUCAAUUUGAGAUUUAUCGUCUUAUGCGCGACAAAAUUCAGAAUAAUUGGCGAAAAUUUGAACCAUAUACAAAUGUUUUGUGGUUGCAUUACAUUUUGGAUAAAAUGAUUACGGCGGUAAGAUACAAAAGGAGAAACUUGAAAGUUCAUAAACAAGCUAUUAUUAGAUUAAAGGAAUUUAAAGAUAUAAUUUUAAACUACAAUAGUGCAUACGACUUUGUAAUCAAUUCUAAUAACGUCGUAUUUCUAUGAUACAA